AUAUUUUUAUCUAAUCUAUGUAAAACUCUCCAAAAAUUAGAAAUGUCAAGAAAUGUACCAAAGUUCUUGGAAUGACUUGAGAAAUUUUUAGUUCAAUAUAAAAUUAUUGGAACUUCAAAAAUUAUUGUACAAUGGGCGAAUACACAAGCGCUGGAUUUGAAGUGCCGACAAGUUGUUCUUGCAGGGCUGCUUGGAUCUACAGGAGACGAGUAAUGGUGAGUCAGAUAAAGCUUAGGGAAUCUUUAAAUUUCAAACGCAUUUUCAUUACAGUUGAUGCAGAACCUGACAUUUUGAAUGUGGUUAAAGACGAGAGACUCAACUUCAAAAAUAAAAGGGCCAUCGUCUCAGGUCCUUUGACUCAUUUGGGCAAGAAGUUGGUAAAAGAGCUCGUUAAGCAGGGAGCCAAAGUGAUAGCCUUUGGUGGUUCAGAAGGAGAUCUUGUGCAUUUGCGUAAAACUAAUCCACAGAUUGAGAUCAUUCCGGCAGAUCUGAAGAGUUGGCUUCAUACAGAAAUAGCUUUCGGCAAAGUAGGCCCAGUAGAUUAUCUAGUCAACUGUGCCGAAUGUAACGCCCUAGGUAGUAUAGCCGACAUAACUGAAGAAGACGUGGACUACAUUUUGAAUACCAAUCUGAAAGCUGCCAUCAACAUCUCAAGAAUGGUCGCUAAAUCGUUCAUCCAGCACUCUAUAAGAGGCAGCAUCGUGAACGUAUCUUCUCAAGCUUCAAAAAUAGGUUUGAGGAAGCAGUCGAUAUUUUGUGCCUCCAAAGCAGGACUAGACGGUUAUACGAGAGCUGCAGCCUUGGAGUUAGCCUCGUUGGGGAUCCGGAUCAACUGCGUUAACCCCACAGUUCUGAUGCCAGAGCUGAAGGAGGGCAUUUGGUGCGAUCACAAGAUGAGCGAUGCCCUGCUUUCGAGAAUCCCUUUGAAGAAGUUUUGCGAGUUGCAGGAAGUGGUGGAUGCGAUUAUAUUUCUUUUAAGCGAUAACGCGUCUUUUAUUACCGGCAUUUGUUUGUCUAUCGAUGGAGGUAUUUCGAGUUCUUGAAUGCCAGUGUAUUACUAAAUCUAACCUCAAAUGUUCGACUCUAUCGAGGUAUCUGAGAUGUUAUGUCAUUGUAGAUAGGAAACAUUGUUAUUGAUCAUUUUAUUUUGUAAAAAUUUUCGAUUGUAAAUAUACAUUCUUUUAUGGA
Harmonia axyridis is the source of this 1188-nucleotide messenger RNA. RefSeq names its product L-xylulose reductase-like. Bases 132 to 1043 code for a protein of 303 amino acids. The record is from RefSeq and is a predicted model, not a curated record. Gene Ontology annotation, molecular function: carbonyl reductase (NADPH) activity; L-xylulose reductase (NADPH) activity. NCBI's taxonomy places the organism in Eukaryota, Metazoa, Arthropoda, Insecta, Coleoptera, Coccinellidae. The transcript is spliced from 4 exons. Gene Ontology annotation, biological process: xylulose metabolic process; glucose metabolic process.